ACAUAAAUUCAAGUGAUUUUAGUUUACUAUGUAUAUACCUAAGUAAAUAGAAAAAACAGUUCAUAUGCAUUCACUUUACAAGCAAUCAAACAGCCUUAAAGUAUUUACUUUACACAGCAUUCACUUUGCAAUCAACCAAACAAACCCUUAGUCUUCGUAAAUAGACCUAAAAAUUUUGAGUUUGGCAGGUGAUAUUAAAAUUCUUCUUUUUGUUUUGUACACUCAAUUCUGAAUUUCUGUAACUUCAUAUUGACAGUAUUCUGAUUAACUUGGAAAAGAUCACUAAACCUAUAAUUCUUCUGAACUUACAAUGCAAAAUUGAAUGAAAUAGACUUACCAACCUUGUUCAUCCUAUUUAAUGUAUGAAUCUCUAGGCUUUUUUUCCUUCCCUUGAUAUUCUCUUUCUUUCUCUUAUUAUUCCUCUACUGAUACCUAACCCGACUACUCCCUCUCACACAAAGGAGACCCGCUCCACUUCUCAGCUGCUGCACGUCGAUAUCCCUCUCGUUUCCUGCACUUCUCCCCAGCCUCAUCUCCCUUCCCUGUUCGAACAGCCCCCCAGUAACCCUCGUAACUCCUGCGCAACCCGAUCUCCAGCUGACUACCCGACCCUCUGCCCGUUUUCACUCUCAGCGAGACCCAGCGCCCCCUUCUUCUCCCGCUAGCGCGGCCAUCCAAGAUUCCCACCUCCCAGCUCCUCAACCUACUCCCACCCCAGCGCCAAAGCUCCCCAGCUGCCUCUCUUCUUCUAUAAGAAAAUUAUUGAAGAAUUGAAGCAAUUUUACUUCUCCAUAAGUUUCUCUCUUAAAAAAAAAAAAAGGAAGAAUUAAACAAUAGAGAACCUAUGGGUCUGUGGGAUAUUUUUGUUACUGCAUCUGUGCCUGUUCUGAACGUGCUGUUGCUGACUGCUGUUGGAUCAAUUUAUGCAACAAGCCGUGUUGGCAUUCUUGGCCAAGACACAAGGAAGCUUUUGAACAAUGUUGUGUUUUAUAUAUUCAACCCAGCUCUGGUAGCAAGCAACUUAUCCAGUACCUUCUCACUGGAGAGCAUGAUUUUACUGUGGUUUAUGCCGGUCAAUUUGGUCCUGAAUUCUCUAGUAGGUUCUGCACUUGGAUGGAUCCUUAUUCAAAUUACAAAAGCACCCAAGCGAUUGAGAGCUGUCAUUUUGGCAUCUUGCUCAGUUGGAAAUGUUGGAAAUUUGUUUCUUGUCCUAGUCCCAGCAAUGUGCAAGGAGAAGUCAAGCCCCCUGCACAAUCCAGGUGUUUGUGAAACAUAUGCUAUGGCAUAUGCUUCUCUUUCUAUGGCGAUUGGCACAAUUUUGCAAUGGUCAUAUGUCUAUAAUAUUGUGAGAAUAUCAUCGAGCUACAAGGAACACAAAGAAAAUGAUUAUAGUAUAGAUGGGGACCAUCCCAAUAAUAGUGGAAGGCUUUCUAUGAAAAUUUACACAGGUGAGAUUGCAUCAACAAAUAAGGGAAUGGUGCUUGGUUGCUCAUCAAUUGAAGAUCCACCGGUUCUUGAAGAAUAUGAUCAAUCUAUGAAUAAGACAAAGAUUAUUCUAUCAAGUAAGAUAAACGGACUGUUACGCAAGCUUUCAAGGGUCGUUGAUAUAAAGAAGUUGUUUGCUCCUUCAACAAUCGGUGUGAUUGUUGGUUUUAUAGUUGGAGCAACUCCCCAAAUUAAAAAAGCAAUGGUUGGUGAAAAUGCUCCUCUUCGCAUGGUUCAAGAUUCACUCACAUUAUUAGGCAAUGGUACCAUCCCAAGUCUCAUACUCAUUACAGGAGGAAAUCUAAUCAAAGGUUUCAACGGUCCGGGCAUCAAAAUCUCCAUCAUCAUCGGCGUCAUCGCCGUUCGAUUCGUCGCCUUGCCGGUCAUCGGCACCAUCUUCAUUCACUGUGCAGUUCAUUUUGGCUUGGUACAUUCAGAUCCAUUGUAUCAUCUGGUUUUAUACCUACAAAAUGCUGUUCCACCUGCAAUGAAUAUUGCUUCUAUGAUACAAAUGUUUGAUGCUGGUGAAGGGGAACUAUCUGUCAUUUUUCUUUGGUCAUAUGUUGCAGCUUCAGGAGGGCUUACACUCUGGUCUAUGUUAUUUUUAUGGCUUGUUUCAUAAAUAUUUAAUUAUUUCUUGUGAUUCAGAGAUUUGCAUGUAUAAAUUCUUUGGUCCUUAGUUUUGAAUUUGAAUGUGAAGUAAA
Dendrobium catenatum is the source of this 2189-nucleotide messenger RNA. RefSeq names its product protein PIN-LIKES 3. The record is from RefSeq and is a predicted model, not a curated record. Gene Ontology annotation, cellular component: membrane. Gene Ontology annotation, biological process: endoplasmic reticulum to cytosol auxin transport. The coding region runs from base 845 to 2107 and encodes 420 amino acids. The transcript has 11 exons. Lineage: Eukaryota; Viridiplantae; Streptophyta; Magnoliopsida; Asparagales; Orchidaceae.